AUGGUCUUCGAGAGAGGCUACCACGGCGGCACCCUCAUGUUCGCCGGCACCAACCCCCUGAACUUGCCGCAUGACUUUGUCAUGGGCGUCUACAACGACGCCGAGACGACGCGCGCGCGCUUGACACUCGAUAUUGGCGCCAUCCUCGUCGAGCCUAUGCUCGGCGCCGGCGGCAUGAUCCCGGCGACGCCCGCCUUCCUGCAAAUGCUCCGCGUCGAGGCGACGCGCAUAGGCGCCGUCCUCAUCUUCGACGAGAUCAUCACGUCCCGGCUCUUCUACGGCGGCCUGCAGGAGCACCUCGGCAUCACGCCCGACAUGACGACCAUCGGCAAGCACUUUGGCGGCGGCUUCUCCUUCGGCGCCUUCGGCGGGCGCAGCGACAUCAUGGCUCUCUUCGACCCCCGCGCCACGCCCGACACACUGCACCACUCGGGCACCUGGAACAACAACACAUUCUCCAUGACGGCCGGCUGCGUCGGCGCCGACCUGCUCUCGCGCGCGGCGCUCGAGCGCACGGCCGAGCUGGGGCACCGUCUGCGGCAGGGCGUCGCCGGCGCGUUUGCGCGAAGGGGCGACGCCGUCGUCCGCGUGACGGGCGUCAGCAACGUCGCCGGCUUUGACUUUCUCGGCCCCGACGGGCCCCGGAUCCGCGCGGCGUUCUACUUUUUCAUGCUGCGGAGGGGCAUCUAUGUUGCGAGUCGGGGGUUUGCGUCGUUGAACAUUGUGCACCAGCAGGAGCACGUCGACCGGCUGGUGGCAGCUGUUGAGGAGUUUUGCCGAGAUGUGCUGUGA
Molecule: messenger RNA, 792 nt
Organism: Verticillium alfalfae VaMs.102
Lineage: Eukaryota; Fungi; Ascomycota; Sordariomycetes; Glomerellales; Plectosphaerellaceae
Product: glutamate-1-semialdehyde 2,1-aminomutase
Exons: 1
Coding region: 1-792 (263 amino acids)
Molecular function (GO): pyridoxal phosphate binding; transaminase activity
Source: RefSeq, a predicted model, not a curated record